This is a messenger RNA of Cricetulus griseus (Chinese hamster), 1720 nucleotides long. Lineage: Eukaryota; Metazoa; Chordata; Mammalia; Rodentia; Cricetidae. The record is from RefSeq and is a predicted model, not a curated record.
CCCCCACAUCCCGGACUCAUGGUCUCGCCCUGAGCGGCUAUCGAUAACUCCACACUCCGCCCGGCUUCUAUCGACUCGCUCCUACUCGCCUCGCCGUCCUGGACCAAGGCAGAGUGCUGAGCGUGUGUAAGAUGUUUUGACCUUUGGACCUUGCCUAUCACCUAGCUCUUGUCCCAGUGCAGGCCUCAUUUUUGCCAGCCAUCAAGCAAUGAACACCACCCCAGGCACAGUGGGCAGUGACCCUGUCAUCUUGGCAACUGCAGGCUACGACCACACUGUGCGCUUUUGGCAGGCACACAGUGGCAUCUGCACCCGAACAGUGCAGCAUCAGGACUCUCAGGUGAAUGCAUUGGAGAUCACACCAGACCGAAGCAUGAUUGCUGCUGCAGGUUACCAACAUAUCCGCAUGUAUGAUCUCAACUCCAAUAACCCCAACCCCAUCAUCAGUUACGACGGAGUCAAUAAGAACAUUGCUUCUGUGGGCUUUCAUGAGGAUGGCCGCUGGAUGUACACCGGCGGGGAAGACUGUACGGCUCGCAUAUGGGACCUCAGAUCCCGGAAUCUGCAGUGUCAGCGUAUCUUCCAGGUGAAUGCACCCAUUAAUUGUGUGUGUCUGCAUCCCAACCAGGCAGAACUCAUUGUGGGUGACCAGAGUGGUGCUAUCCACAUCUGGGACCUGAAGACAGACCAUAAUGAGCAGCUGAUUCCUGAGCCUGAGUUUUCCAUCACAUCUGCCCACAUUGACCCUGAUGCCAGCUACAUGGCAGCAGUCAAUAGUGCUGGGAACUGCUAUGUCUGGAACCUGACAAGUGGCAUUGGUGACGAGGUGACUCAGCUCAUUCCCAAGACCAAGAUCCCGGCCCACACGCGCUAUGCCUUGCAAUGCCGCUUCAGCCCUGAUUCCACGCUCCUUGCCACCUGUUCAGCUGACCAGACAUGUAAAAUUUGGAGGACAUCCAACUUCUCCCUGAUGACAGAGCUCAGCAUCAAGAGUAGUAAUCCUGGAGAGUCAUCCCGUGGUUGGAUGUGGGGCUGUGCCUUCUCAGGGGACUCCCAGUACAUAGUCACAGCCUCCUCUGACAACCUGGCCCGGCUUUGGUGUGUAGAGACUGGAGAGAUCAAGAGAGAGUAUGGUGGCCAUCAGAAAGCUGUCAUCUGCUUGGCCUUCAAUGACAGCGUGCUGGGUUAGCCUCUACCCCUUGAGGCUGCAUUGGACAGUCAGGAUUGCCUGGUAUAGUGGCUCUAAGUGGAUGUACCUCAACGAUAUCCUGGCCUAAGUGACUCUCAGGUCAGCCUCUGCAUGUCAGGCCAGCUGGACCUGACCAGACUACCAUGGCCCCUCUACCCUGGGACUCUCUUCAUUGUCAGAAGGCUCACUAAGCCAGGGUACAUGUGCUCGGAUUGGGAGUCUUUUCUCCCUUUAGAGAGGCUAGACCCAGAGGGAUUGAACUGUUGAGGAGAUCUGAGGUUGACACCCAUUUCCCAAGUAUGUUAUCCCCACUUGCCCCUCUCUACCCCUGUACAGGUCCUGAGGCCCCCCCAGAAAUUACCACUAUGGCCAGGUAAUCUGGGUUUAUUUGUCCCUACUGUCAGCUGUCCUUUGUUGGUGCUGGUGACCUAACCAGCUUGCUGACCUGUGGGGACAGGACUGGCCUGUGGGACCAAAGGCAGGUCAGUAGGGGACUUAGUCUGGAAGGUAAUAAAAGCAGACAGACACACA